Molecule: messenger RNA, 387 nt
Organism: Bipolaris oryzae ATCC 44560
Lineage: Eukaryota; Fungi; Ascomycota; Dothideomycetes; Pleosporales; Pleosporaceae
Exons: 1
Coding region: 1-387 (128 amino acids)
Molecular function (GO): monooxygenase activity; iron ion binding; heme binding
Source: RefSeq, a predicted model, not a curated record
AUGCGGAGGAUUGUAACAGAAAAGAUCACGCUCGCGGAUGGCACGGUUAUCAGCGAAGGUAGUUACACGGCUGUAAACGGUAAAAUCAUGGUGAACCGGCAAAUCUGGCCCGAAACAGAAAAGUACGACACACACCAACUUUACCGCCUGCAAUCAGAUCCUGCUACAACCAACAAAGCUCACUUGGUCUCUGCCAGUCUGGAUCACCUAGGAUUUGGCCAUGGGAAUCAAGCUUUUCCUGGCCAUUUCUUUGCUGCCAAUGAGAUCAAGAUUGCUCUAUGCCACCUUUUGCUAAAGUAUGACUCGAGGCUUGGAAGUAAUGCAAACUUGGAACCAAUCCAUUCGUUUGAUGUGUCCAUGACGAUCGACCCGACCACUAAAGUAUAA